This is a messenger RNA of Trichoderma virens Gv29-8, 669 nucleotides long. RefSeq lists its product as uncharacterized. The record is from RefSeq and is a predicted model, not a curated record. The transcript has 3 exons. NCBI's taxonomy places the organism in Eukaryota, Fungi, Ascomycota, Sordariomycetes, Hypocreales, Hypocreaceae. The annotation marks the transcript as partial.
AUGAAGGAGGCCGAGUAUCAGCAUGCCAAGGAUCAUGGGCUUAUGCGAGAAUGUGAAUGUUGCUUUGUGGAGUUCCCAUUGAGUAGAAUGGUCAGCUGCGAGGGCGAGCCCAAUCAUCUCUUCUGUAUGAAAUGCCCUCGCAAGCUUGCUGAAGAAUUGAUUGGCCAAUCUAGAUACCAGCUGCAGUGUUUAUCGCUGGACGACUGCUCGGCGGCUUUUUCACUCUCGGAGCGCGCCAAGUUCUUAGACGAAGGCCUGGUGAGGGCCCUCGAACUCAUUGAACAGGAUGCCGUGCUGCGAUCCGCAAACAUCGAGGGGCUCGUGAAAUGUCCAUUUUGUCCAUUUGCCGCAAUCUGCGGCCCCACGGAGGAAAAUAGAGAAUUUCCUUGCCAGAAUCCAGAUUGUCUAGUCGUGAGCUGUAGACUGUGCAGGGCCGAAACACAUGUGCCGAUCUCGUGCCAGGAAGCUGCGCAAAAGGCUGGCGUUUCGGCACGGCACGAGAUUGAAGAGGCCAUGUCUGCCGCGCUGAUUCGAACAUGCAACAAGUGUGAUACACCGUUUAUCAAGUCUGUGGGAUGCAACAAGGUGUCCUGCACACGCUGCGGCAACAUCCAAUGUGACGUGUGCUCCGAGAAUUGUGAUUACACCCAUUUCAAGGAGAAUCGCCCG